UUCACCGCUGUUCUUCCACACUGAACUGAUUCAAUCCGACAACACGGCUUGACUCAGAGAGGCUAAGGAUCCCGAGUCAUGCAGUAUCUAUCGAACUCUCGUAGAAUCGUUCGGGUUCUAAAACCCCUUGAACUCUUCAAGUCUGAUGUGAGAUUUGCUUCUCAUGUUGUUGACUCUGCCCAAUCGCAGAACCAUCGAUCUACUUCAGUCCCUGUCUCUCCAGGGCUGAUGAUGCUGAGAUCAAGCUUUUCCUCUGAAGCAAAACUUGUCGAAGAUCCUACAGAGGCUGUCAAGGAGCUACACGGUAAGAUACUUGAUUCUGUGAAUGUCAAGAGAUCGAUGCCUCCGAAUGCUUUGUUGUGGUCACUGAUUGAGAAUUGCCGGAAGGAGGAUGACAUUAGUUUCCUCUUUGACGCUCUCCAGAAUCUCAGGAGAUUUAGGUUGUCUAAUCUCCGUAUACAUGACAACUUUAAUUGCAAUCUUUGCCGGGAAGUUGCUAAGACUUGUGUCCGUGUGGGAGCAAUCAACCAUGGUAAACGGGCUCUUUGGAAACAUAAUGUUCAUGGUUUGACUCCUAGCGUUGCAUCUGCUCACCAUUUACUGUCACAUGCGUUGGAGCACAAGAACGCUAACCUCAUGGACGAAGUGAUGAAACUCCUGAAGGCCAAUGACCUACCUCUUCAACCCGGUACAGCGGAUUUAGUUUUCAGGAUCUGCCAUGAGACAGAUAGCUGGGAUCUAUUAGCUAAGUACUCUAAGAAAUUCUGCAAAGCUGGAGUCAAGUUAAGGAAGACCACAUUUGAUGUAUGGAUGGAAUUUGCUGCCAAAAGAGGAGACACAGAGGCGUUAUGGAAGGUUGAUAAGCUGAGAUCUGAGACUUACACCCAACACACUCUUUCCGCAGCCUUUUCAUGUGCAAAGGGUUUUCUGCUAGAACAUAAACCUGAAGAAGCUGCUGCUGUCAUCCAAAUUAUCUCCCAGGCAUAUCCUGAUGAGAAGAAGUCAGCACUUGAAGCUGAAUUCAAGAAGCUGGUAAACGAGUGGCCUGUGGAUGUUGUCAAGCACCAAAAGGAAGAAGAUAAGAAGGCUGUAGCAGCUUCACUGAGAUCGGAGAUCCCUGCAAUGGUCAAUGCUUUGGCGAAGUCGGGUUUAAGAGUGAGUGUGGAUCUGGAUGAGUUAAACAAGAAUGAAGCUCUGCUCAACUGAGGACUUGGGAUCCAUUAUUCUGCAAGUAUAAGAUCUGUUUGAAUAAUAUUCUCAAAAUCUAUUGAGGGAAAAGUGUAGCAGCAGGGGAAUACACAUUUCUGUUUUAAGUUUCUUGCAUUUUACGGUUAAUAACUCUUUCUCCUUCUUUAGGGUUUUGUCUUUUGGGACAAAAAGAGUUGCACUUUUGUAGCCUCCCCCUCAAACAACGAGUUUUGGAAAAACCAACAGUAUUUUUUUAGUC
Molecule: messenger RNA, 1447 nt
Organism: Raphanus sativus (radish)
Lineage: Eukaryota; Viridiplantae; Streptophyta; Magnoliopsida; Brassicales; Brassicaceae
Exons: 11
Coding region: 79-1206 (375 amino acids)
Molecular function (GO): protein binding
Source: RefSeq, a predicted model, not a curated record